AUGCUGUCUCAGCUUCUUGUCAUCGGCGCCUUCCUGUCUUCAGCGUUCGGCAAGGAUAUCCACCUUAUUGUGCAGCCAACGGGAUCUGACAAUAAUGACGGGUUGACCCAUCCUCUGAAGACGUUAGAGAAAGCAAUUGCUCGGUUAGACGACGUCGAUGUGAAGGGGAAUAGAGUUUUCAUUGAACUGCGCAAAGGAUACUACGAUUUGUCCCAGACAAUCUCCUUGACAAAGAAGUAUGGGUUCCAUGUCACAAUACGUUCAUUUUACAACAAGGAGCAAGCCCAUGUGGUGCGUCAGUUGAGGUUUGCAGAUGCCGGUAUCACCGUCCCACAGCUCGGUGUCACGUCACGUUUCGGGUUUUAUAAAUCCCGAGAGGCACCCAUGGAGAUUUUCUACAACAGUAAGCCUCUCCGUGUUGCACGAUGGCCUAAUGAUGGCUCCUAUAUCAACGUCGUGUCUGUUCCGGAUGGGAGAGAAGGGAAAAGGUUUGGAUACGCAAGUACGGUAGGCAACCGAGCGGAGAAAUGGAAGCAGGAAUCGGACCUGUGGGUGUACGGAUUUUGGUAUUGGAGUUGGGCGGACGACGCCGGCAAGGUCGCUAGCAUUGACACGUCUAAGCGACUCAUUACUUUGGAAACAACUACUCGCUACGGAUUCCGGACAGGACACUACCAAAUGGGCGCUCAUGCCGGCUACAGUCAGCAGGGAGGAUAUUUCAGCGUUUUUAACGCGCUCUCCGAGUUGGACCAGCCAGGAGAGUAUUACAUAGACAGAACAUCCGGUAUUCUGUACUUGUGGCCGCCGGAACACAACGGUGUUGUGUCCACGAAUGACGUCAUCUACGGCUCAAUGAUCAACACAUUGUUCCAGAUGUCGGGCGCGUCGAACAUCGUUUUCCAAGACUUGAUUUUCGAAAACACGCGUCACUAUGGCGUUGAUGGAUCACAUUUAUCAUCGUGUAGUUUUGAACGGAUCGAAAUACGAAACACAGGUUCGUAUGGUAUGCACCUGUCGGGGUCUAAUGUGACAAUUCGACAAUGUGAUAUUCACGACACAGAUGGUGGAUUAUCGAUCAAUGGUGGAGACAGGCGAACGCUGACAUCGUCUGGUCAUGUCAUCGAGAACAAUCGAAUCUUUGAGUUUUCCCGCGUCACUGCUGUGGGAAUGCAUGGUGUGAACAUAGCUGGUGUGGGAAUUACCAUCCAGCACAAUGAAAUCUCCCACGGUCCUUAUACUGGCAUUAUGUGGAAGGGUAAUGAUCACGUGAUUCGCCGGAACCACCUCCACAAUCUGUGUACAGGGACCAGUGACUGCGGAGCCAUCCAUUCUGGCAGGGACUGGACAUUUAGAGGUAACGUGAUCAAGGAGAAUCAUAUCCAUCACGUGCUUAGGUUCUUGCCAGGAGCUGAGGUCCGUGGUGUGAUGCUGGACGACCAAUACUCCAGUGUUCUCAUCGAGGGCAACGUUUUCUACGAGAACGAGGUUCACUUCAACAUAGGGGGCGGUCGGGACAACAUUGCUCGCUAUAACGUGUUCCUCAAUCCCCACUCAACGGUGAUCGACGUGGACGGGAGGGGCAUCAACGGGCACAGCAACGACAAAACCCUCCAUGACACACUUGUGGCCCUGCCAUAUAAAACUGGUAUUUGGGCACAAAAGUACCCAGCAUUGGCUCGAAUUGAUCAAGGUCACCCAGGGGCUCCUGAAGGUAAUCAAAUCUACAAGAACAUGAUCAUCCGUGGCAGCCGCCACUUGAUCAACUACCAUGGGGCAUUCCUACAAAAAACAGAGUAUUUCAACUUACAUGAUAACUAUGAGACUGAUCAUGUCAAUGAAUUUAACAACUUCCAUGCUGGUGACUUCCGGUUUGUGUGCGGCGCUGGAGACUGGGCCCAGCAGAAAGGAGUGCCCCAACCCCCGACUAUGGCCGAUGUGGGGCCCCAUCUGCCAGUCGGGCCCUCGUAUAAAGGAAGUGAGUCUGUUUGA
Messenger RNA from Liolophura sinensis, 1989 nucleotides. RefSeq lists its product as uncharacterized. The transcript has 17 exons. The record is from RefSeq and is a predicted model, not a curated record. The coding region runs from base 1 to 1989 and encodes 662 amino acids. Lineage: Eukaryota; Metazoa; Mollusca; Polyplacophora; Chitonida; Chitonidae.